Molecule: messenger RNA, 2931 nt
Organism: Calypte anna (Anna's hummingbird)
Lineage: Eukaryota; Metazoa; Chordata; Aves; Apodiformes; Trochilidae
Gene: GRIK4
Product: glutamate ionotropic receptor kainate type subunit 4
Exons: 19
Coding region: 49-2931 (960 amino acids)
Biological process (GO): modulation of chemical synaptic transmission; monoatomic ion transport; synaptic transmission, glutamatergic
Cellular component (GO): kainate selective glutamate receptor complex; postsynaptic membrane; plasma membrane
Molecular function (GO): kainate selective glutamate receptor activity; transmitter-gated monoatomic ion channel activity involved in regulation of postsynaptic membrane potential
Source: RefSeq, a predicted model, not a curated record
UUAUGUCAUGCCCAGACCACCAAAGGGCUCCAUGAGGAUUUAUGGAAGAUGCCCCGUGUCUUGGCACCUCUGGUGCUCCUUCUGCUGUGGCUGAUGAGGAUCACUGCCAGCCCCCAUUCCCUGAGGAUUGCUGCCAUCCUGGAUGACCCCAUGGAGUGCAGCAGAGGGGAGAGGCUCUCCAUCACCCUGGCCAAGAACCGCAUCAACCGUGCACCUGAGAGGGUGGGGAAAGCCAAGGUGGAGGUUGACAUUUUUGAGCUGCUGAGAGACAGCGAGUAUGAGACAGCAGAAACCAUGUGCCAGAUUCUCCCCAAAGGAGUGGUAGGUGUCCUGGGACCUUCCUCAAGCCCAGCCUCGAGCUCCAUCAUCAGCAAUAUCUGUGGGGAGAAAGAGGUCCCUCAUUUCAAAGUGGCACCAGAGGAGUUCCUGAAGCUGCAGCUCCAGCGUUUCACCACCCUCAACCUCCACCCCAGCAACACUGAUAUCAGCGUGGCCGUGGCAGGAAUCCUCAAUUUCUUUAACUGCACCACUGCCUGCCUCAUCUGUGCCAAAGCUGAAUGCCUUUUAAACCUCGAGAAGUUGCUUCGGCAGUUCCUGAUUUCCAAGGACACACUCUCAGUUCGGAUGCUGGAUGACAGCAGGGAUCCCACCCCUCUCCUAAAAGAGAUCCGAGAUGACAAAACAGCCACCAUCAUUGUACAUGCCAAUGCCUCCAUGUCUCACACCAUCCUGCAGAAGGCAGCUGAACUGGGAAUGGCGUCUGCCUAUUACACCUAUAUCUUCACUAAUCUGGAGUUUUCCCUUCAGCGUCUGGACAGCCUGCUGGAUGACAGAGUCAAUGUCCUGGGAUUUUCCAUUUUCAACCAGUCUCAUGCCUUCUUCCAAGAGUUUGUCCAGAGCCUCAACCAGUCCUGGCAGGAAAACUGUGAUCAUGCUCCUUUUACUGGGCCAGCACUCUCCUCUGCCCUGCUCUUCGAUGCUGUGUACGCUGUGGUGACUGCUGUGCAGGAGCUGAACCGGAGCCAGGAGAUUGGGGUGAAACCCCUGUCCUGUGGGUCUGCCCAGAUCUGGCAGCAUGGCACCAGCCUGAUGAACUACCUGAGAAUGGUAGAAUUGGAAGGUCUCACCGGCCACAUCGAAUUCAACAGCAAAGGUCAGAGAUCAAAUUAUGCCCUGAAAAUCCUGCAGCACACACGUGGAGGCUUCCGGCAGAUUGGCCACUGGCAUGUUUCUGAAGGACUCAGCAUGGACAACAGGAUCUUCUCCUCCAACAUAUCAGACAGUCUGUUCAACACCACGCUCAUAGUCACCACCAUCCUGGAAAACCCUUACUUAAUGCUGAAGUGGAACCAUCAGGAGCUGGAGGGCAAUGAUCGGUAUGAGGGCUUCUGUGUGGACAUGCUGAAGGAGCUGGCAGAGAUCCUGAGGUUCAACUACAAGAUCCACCUGGUUGGGGAUGGUGUCUAUGGAGUCCCUGAGGCAAAUGGCACAUGGACAGGGAUGGUGGGGGAGCUGAUUUCUCGGAAAGCUGAUUUGGCCGUGGCAGGGCUGACAAUUACAGCGGAGAGGGAGAAGGUGAUUGAUUUCUCUAAGCCUUUCAUGACUUUGGGAAUUAGUAUUCUCUACCGAGUGCAUAUGGGCCGCAAACCUGGCUACUUCUCAUUCCUGGAUCCUUUUUCUCCCGGUGUCUGGCUCUUCAUGCUGCUCGCCUACUUGGCUGUCAGCUGCGUCCUCUUUUUGGUGGCUCGGUUGACACCAUAUGAGUGGUACAGCCCCCACCCCUGCUCACAGGGCAGAUGCAAUCUUCUGGUCAAUCAGUACUCCCUGGGCAACAGCCUCUGGUUUCCAGUCGGGGGAUUCAUGCAGCAAGGCUCCACCAUUGCCCCCCAAGCAUUAUCCACACGUUGUGUCAGUGGAGUCUGGUGGGCAUUUACCUUGAUCAUCAUCUCCUCCUACACAGCCAAUCUGGCAGCUUUCCUCACCGUGCAGAGGAUGGAUGUCCCCAUUGAGUCUGUGGAUGACCUGGCUGACCAGACAGCCAUUGAGUAUGGCACCAUUCAUGGAGGCUCCAGCAUGACCUUCUUUCAAAACUCCCGCUACCAGACCUACCAGAGGAUGUGGAACUACAUGUACUCCAAGCAGCCGAGUGUCUUCGUGAAGAGCACGGAGGAAGGGAUCGCCCGGGUGCUGAACUCCAACUACGCCUUCCUGCUGGAGUCCACCAUGAACGAGUAUUAUCGGCAGCGCAAUUGCAACCUCACGCAGGUCGGGGGCCUUCUGGACACCAAGGGCUACGGGAUUGGCAUGCCCGUCGGCUCUGUGUUUCGUGAUGAGUUUGACCUGGCCAUCCUCCAGCUGCAAGAGAACAACCGCCUGGAGAUCCUGAAGAGGAAGUGGUGGGAAGGAGGGAAGUGCCCCAAAGAGGAGGACCACAGAGCCAAGGGCCUGGGAAUGGAGAAUAUUGGUGGAAUCUUCGUGGUUCUCAUCUGUGGCUUAAUAGUAGCAAUUUUUAUGGCAAUGCUGGAAUUUUUGUGGAGCCUCCGACACUCUGAACAGUCAGAGGUGUCGGUGUGCCAAGAAAUGGUGACGGAGCUGCGCAACAUCAUCCUCUGCAGGGACAGUUUCCACCCUCGUCGGAGGCGAGGAGGGGGGAUGAUACGGACUCGUCCCGGCAUCCCGGAGGAACGCCGAGCCCGCAGCACAACCACGCUCAGCAAUGGGAAGCUCUGCAGUGGGGGUGAGCCAGACCCCCUGGCACAAAGACUGGCCCAAGAAGCCGCCCUGGUUGCCCGAGGCUGCACCCACAUCCGUGUCUGCCCCGAAUGCCGACGCUUCCAGGGGCUCCGGGCCCGCCCGCCCGCCGGCUCACCCGCCCAGAGCGAGGAGAGCUUGGAAUGGGAGAAGACCACCAACAGCAGCGAGCCCGAGUAA